Molecule: messenger RNA, 852 nt
Organism: Leishmania braziliensis MHOM/BR/75/M2904
Lineage: Eukaryota; Euglenozoa; Kinetoplastea; Trypanosomatida; Trypanosomatidae
Exons: 1
Coding region: 1-852 (283 amino acids)
Biological process (GO): fluoride transmembrane transport
Cellular component (GO): membrane
Molecular function (GO): fluoride transmembrane transporter activity
Source: RefSeq, a predicted model, not a curated record
AUGGAGGCACCGAAUGAACAUUGCACUGUCUUCUCGCAUGAUGACGGCGAGGGCCGCAAUAGCACGGCAAGUAGAAACGAGCAGGCUCGCUACCCAUCGCAGCCCUCAUCGCUGCCUGCCCCCUUGGCGACCACACCCUACACGGACAGCUGGCCUCCGUAUGUUCUGCUCCUCGUCUUUUGCUUGACCGUGGCUGCGGUGGGGAUCGGCGGGAAUGCAGCUCGUGUGGCCCUGAAGAACUGCUUUGCGAAGAGCCACUUCUUUCCGAAGUACCGCUACAUCGGGCCCAAUUGUCUGGGGAGUUUUUUGAUGGGCCUCUUUGUAGUCGCCCUUCCACCCGAAGCAGCACUGCCCUUGACCCACCGCGCCCUCUGCGUGGGGUUCUGCGGCAGCUUUACGACGUUCAGCUCGUGGGUUGUCCAGGUGAUGGCUCAGGACACCGCCGCAGAUGCCUUUGAGCACCUCUUCCUUGGUGGCACAACGCCUGUUGUGUUCUUCCUCUGGGGCCGUGACUGCGGUCGUGGCGUGCGGUGGUGCUGCGCCCAUGUAACUGACUCUCCCUGGGGGACAUGGCCAUCACAUCGCUCGUUGCUUCGUGUCACUGAUGCCGCCCUGUUUGUUCUUGUGGCUCUGGCCGCAAUUCUAGCAUUGGUUCUUGUGCAGGUGUCCAUCAACGAGGGCGGCACCCAAGUCCUCUCCACCGACGACGUGCGCGUGGUGGUGCUCGCCCCUGCCGGCGCGGUCGUCCGCUUUCUGCUCUCUUUCUGCUGGAACAAGAAGGCGUGUGUCGCUCAGUUCCCCAUUGGGCACGCUGGCCGCCAACCUGCUAGGCGUACUGCUCACCAUCGUUAA